AGUUAAGGGGUCUGCGAUGUUUGUAUUCAAAUCAAGCUUCGAUUGCGAAGGCUGCCAGCAAGCUCUGUUCCCUGCUGCCGGGUGUUUUCAUCACACACAGGGUAAGUAAAACUGGUCAUUUGAAUAGACGUCAACCAGAAACUAGGAAAAGAGCAAACAGCUAUUAGAUUUUAUUAAUAUUGAUUGGAUGACCGGCAGUGUAAUCAUCAAUCGCGAAAGAAUUCUAACAGGCAGUAGUUAGGUCGCACGAAAGAAAUGUUCAAGUUUACUCAGAGAAAAAAAAACAUGAAAAAUAACCGUUGUGCCUUCAAUUUAUCAAAAAAAAUAUUGCAUUUAAUUGGUUAUAGGUACGGCAGAACAGGCAACAAAAACGUGCAACUUGUUUUGCAACAUUGCUGCUCUGACGAGUUGAAAAGCGAUGUUGCGUGUUUUGUCAUUCACAUUCAAACCUGUCUUGCAAGAAAUAAAGUCGGUUGCAAGUUGCGUGAAUCAGUACUGACUUCUCAUUCGAUGACAUUACCCAGGAGUCACACACACGGUAGUUGUGUCACUUGUUGCAAAACAAGUUUUCCCUAUUGGGCUAGUUAAUUAAACACGCAACAUGUACAGAUUUUGUUGCAAAAAGUAGAACUACUCUCAACUCUCGGCAACAACUUUUCGCAACCUGUAACAACCUGAUUUGUUGCUUGACAGGUUGGAACGUGCGUAGUAAAACGCGCACCAUCGCUUUUCACUCGUUAUGCAGCAAUGUUCCAAAACAACUUGCACGCUUUUGUUUGCCUUUUUACUGUACCUUUAGAUCAUACUCACUAUUCCCUUGUGUUACUAUACUUGGGAGCGGUAUUGUUGGGGCUUCGGCUUUGGUUUAGAAAAACUUUAAUUAAAUAAAGUUUGUAAACAUUAAAACAUGAUAUAUCAACUUUGCUUCAUCUUGUAGAACGUCAAUUGAAUUAAUAAGAGCAACAAUGGCCCAGUACUUACUGCGAGUCAUAAUUCGUCACAAAUCUUCCACUGCUGGAAACAUGGUAAAGUAGAAAACGAGUGCGGAUACAGCUUGGCUGCACAAUUCUUUAAAUGUUUAAUAUUGCAUUCGGAGAGGGAGGGGCUCUAGAAUGAAACUGCUCUACCAAAUGUGCUUGAAAAUCAAUGUAUUGUCAGUCUACAGUUUAUUCUCACAGAACUAGUCAAACUCUUGAUUCAUUUAUCUAAUUUGCUGCGCCCGGUUCGAAGUCCAAUUAACGCUAAAUGGGGCUAAAUUUCAAUCCAGGUUCAUUUUCUUUGGUUAAAAAGUAUUUUCUUGGAUAUUUUUUCUAUUCUUUUUAGAGUAUCAAAUCAUCAAGUUAUAGGGAAAAAAAAAUCAAACUGAAUUUGCUUCCAUGCUGUCACAUUUGAAUUCAAUUUCCACACUAAUCCUAGGUUCUCUCUGAUCCAUUACUAUUGACAGCAGUAGAUAGCAUGAGAUAGGUACACCACACGCAAGCAAAAUUCCUUCAUGCGUUUGCGCUGACUACAGCCUGAAAAAAAAAAACAAUCAGACGCACAGACUAGAUCUGGGUAGUGACACGUCAUCAGUAUGGAAUUUCUGCAGUCGUUCCUCAGAAGUCAUUUCACGGGGAAACCAGAGCUGGCAUCGCGAAACGUGGGCUGUUUUUUCAGGCUACCCUGACUUUUGGUGACUAUUGGGCUAGAGAUUUAAGCUGACUUUAAAAAUAUCUCGGACAAUAAAAAUAAUAUAAGCCGGUACCAACAUGAUGAACAAACUAAUAUCAAUAUUACUAUACAAUAUUUUAUAAUAUACAUUCAUAUAUAUUAAUUUUAUAAAUAAAUAUUCUGCAGUUUAGAAGUUUCCAGAUGCCUAGUACUAAGAUGUUAAACUUUCAUGGGCAACACGAUGGUGCGAAACAAUUGAUUCCUCUCCAGAAGGGAGGAUAUCCUUGGCCUACAGCCUAUAACCGCAAUUUUACGGUAAAUGUUUAAAGUUACAAGACUGAAAUACCAUUAUGCGAACUUGCGUCCCUGCUUUAGAAGUUGAUAGAACACCCCUCUUAUCCAAACCCGCGUUCAUUUGAGAAGCAACUUAUCAAGUUUAAUUUGGGCGCAAAACCCACUAGACAUUUAUCAUAUACUAAACAAGGCCAUUGCCUACUUAUAGAAAGACCUCAAUCUCAGACUGCAGUUUUUCUUGAUGUCUCUAUUCUGAAACUCGCUUAAUAGAACUCAAAACCCAAAGGAAAAGUAUAUCAUUUUAAAAGACAAAAUGCCUUCUUUCGGAAGUUGUUUCAAAAAGUCAAAUUAAUACUUCAUCACAAAAUCAAAAAGUUAGUGUCACAAAUUUCUUAAUGCGCUGCCGUUUGACUCUAGAUCUCCUCUCGGUUUUGAUGCUUAAUUAAACAUCGUGCAUCGUGUUUGGUGAAAUUAAUCACGGGCAGAAAAUCACGGGAGGAGAUAAACAGGAGGGAAGAAAACAUUAACCCGCAAUUUCGUAAACCACUGGGUGAAUCGGCACAAGAUUUGGACGCAUAAGAUUUCUGGGAUCCGGCUUUUAGGUCACCGUCAAAACUGAGCCUUAAUUUUUUAAUUGUUGCCUCUGAUACCAUCGACUAACAAUCCAGAAAGACCUUUUGCGAAAGCUUGUAGCUUCUCUCCAUGCAGUUUAUUUAAUAUCUGACUUCCGUUGCAGAAAGAAACAUCGACGGCAAGUGGAGGAGAGGCGACACCGAACCAUCCUCAUCCUCAUCCUCAUCCAGGACCACAUGUACACUGGGUUUUUCCUUGGAUUCAUGUACAUAACACGGGUGAGGUAGUCUUCCCGCAAACACAUCUCUUUCCUGCUGUAAAGAUUAACUCACCCCAUCGACCUCACCCAGUUGAACCGAACACCAGUUAUCGGAUGUGGGGUCUUGUUAGCAGGCAGAAUGACAGCCUGGUGCAGCGUGAUUCAGCUAGCAGUUACGUGAAUUGUAAAGGAACCUUCAGCGAUAAAACAGGCAACAGUAAGUGUUCUUUGUGCUCUCCUUUUAUUGCCCUUUCCCGUUUGUGUUUGGUUUUCGUAUACCACGCUUCUCUCUCUAUUGUGACCCAAAAAAAGCUUCAAAAGCUUAAGUAACAAACAUUUGUCAUACUACUCGUAACCGUAGAGGCAUGUGUGACCGGCGCGAGUGGUUACUUGACACCUCGAACUCCGGAUCUGGAUGUCCGAGGUUCAAAGCCUCGCCCGUUGCUUUGUUUCCUAAGACAAGGAACUUUACUCCACUUUGUCUCUCUUCACCCAGGUGUGUAAAUGAGUACCGGCGACAUACUGCUGGGUGGUAACCCUUCGAUGGACUAGCAUCCUGUCAAGGGGGGAGUAGCAAUACUUUUAGGCAUGCUUCAUGCUAAGGAAACCAGGAUAAGCUUAAUAGGCAGUUUGGGCUUUCGGCUCGUGUGCGCCUCUACCUUUUACUAUACUCGUAACUGAAUAAUUAUCCUCCUUCCUCUCUCAACACCCUCCCCGAACCAGCCAGAGUUAAAGGCGGACUGUGGUUCAGUUUAGAUUUCAAUUAGCCAUGUUAGCAUAGUUGACGAAAGAAAGGUUGUAUUCAUGUUUGUUAAAGUAAUUGGCUUUUUCUGUUACUUUACUUGCUUUCAGUCGCUAUCUUGUGCUUGUAUGUAAUAAGUCGAUGACACCAUAGAGUACGUCUUUUCUAGCAAUUAAAAGGUGAUGAAUUUGAGAAGCCACAAAAGUUAAACAAAGUGCUUGUAAAGGAGGAGGCUAUUCCUGUGCAACGAUUUACUGAAGUUUUUCUCAAGAAAGCUCUUUUGGCCUCAGUUUUUUUCUCGGUAGAGCGCUUGACUGCAGAGUGGGAGGUCGAGGAUUCGAUUCCUGGGGCCGGACCAGUCCUCAGCCUAGGGUCUUAAAAUAUAACUGAGAAGUGAACUCAAGGUACUUUCCUUUGCCCUGCAAACGGCUAGACCUUUGAAUGGCUCGGAUGACCACGUAAGACAACAACGGUUCCGGCCCUCUUCAGUAGAGGACGUAAAAAUAGCGAUUUCAACGGUGUUUCUGUUUUCAUAUACUUUUAGCUUACAUUUUUUUCUUUUUUAUUCCGUCAUGUCAUUAUAUAGGGAGUCAUAUUGCACGCUUUCCUACAUUUUAAAUUGUAACGUCUUAGCUUAGAGUUCCUUACUGUCAAAUGUGCCUUGCUUCUUUCUGUUGUUCUCAAUUAGUACUCAAGAGUUUAAUACUUUGAUACUCAGAUGAAGGGCAUUUUUGUAGAGAUAUUUUAGUAAACCCGUGAAACAAUAUGUAACAAUUAGCGCCAAAUAGUUACAAGUAAACAAAUUAGAGUUUAAUACAGCGUAUUACUUCCACUAUCUAUUUUACCGGUUAAGUAAAAUCACUCUAUCAUUGCAAGUUAUCGGUAGCGAUGCUUUUCGAAUUUAGCCCCUAAAUAUAAUAAAGAUUAUUUGUAAAAAAAAAAACUCGUGAAAUUUCUUUUGACAGGAGUGGAGAGAACGGCCCUUCUCGGUUCAAAUCCAUUAAAUUCCUCUCAAUAUCUUUUUUUUGAUAUAUAUAGCUGAGAUAACUACAAGCGACAUCAAUCAGGAUUAUGUGAGUUUACUUUUCAAGGACCCAACAACUCUUAAAAAGUACGUCGUGACUGCACAAGCCGACCCAAGGGGCAAUAUAAGCAUAGAGGCUCUGGUGAGUUAUUUGUAAGUCUAAGUAUCAUCUAAAGAAUUAUGGAGAUCUCGGAGGGUGUUAUCCAAAUUCAAUAAUUGUUUUCCAAAAAAAUUCUUUGUUUAAAAGCAAGCUAGAACAUGCUUACCUCCAUUGAUGUUAAGUUCACUUUCAAUGGCCUGUUUCUCGGCAAGUUUAAGAGACAAAGGGUUGUUUGAAUUGGUUCUACAAAUAUUCUCCAAAUAGCAGAUGUCGUCCCUGUAGUUGUAUUCUUGAUUUUUUUGCUAUAUACUUUGUAGCCUGUGUAGCCCCUAUCCUUGCCUCUUUCCUCAUGGCGAAACGAGUGAAAUGUUCCGCCAUUUUGUACUUACUACCAAAACAACCCAACCUCGUCCUAAGGUCUUCUCGGUUAGCUGUCCAGUUUUCUUUGACGUCAUUUUUCCAUAUUGAAAACUUUUUUCAAAUUUGGUCAACAUUAGCUGGUUAUGAUAUUGUCUGGGGGAUUUUAUCCAAUCAGAAACGAAGAAGUAUUUUGAAUAAAUGAAUAAUAGACCUUAUUCAUGAUACCCGCCGUCAUUGCACGCGCUUUAGGAUUGAUGGGAUAAAGGCAAUGCCACGUAGUAUUUCAGGGGGUAAAAAAAUGAUAAAAACCAAUACGAGUCAUUGCGGUUAAUUUUGUGUAGUCUAUGAAAACGAGACGACGAUUCACUGUGCGACUACUAUUAGCGGAGCUCCACGCGCGCGAAGCGCGCGCGCGUGGGCGGAGCCCCAUUGCUAAGGAAAUCUACCCAUACCAGAAAAUUUGGUAAUCACGUGACCGACCGACCGACCGACCGUCCGUCCGCACCACAGGCAUACCAAUGUUUACUCUCACACUUUCUAGCUACUUUGGGAGCCCAGGAGAAAGCUGAUUGCACAUCAAUGUUGUCAGCAAUUGACAGCUGUCAAAACAGGGUAUCCGCUGACCACUAUCACCUGACCGAAUCGCGGGCUCAGGUGUCGACCCAUGGAGGUCGAGUAUUUUUUUGAAGUUAUCCGCUGACAAUUUACUCGUUUUCAAAUGAUCGCAGGCUCACGUUUACUUUUGUUUUAAAUUCAUAUCAAAUAUGUUGUGUUUAUGUCAGUAUCGCCCCGCACUAUUACGAUUUUGAUUUCAAACUGACUUCAGACGCAAAAAUUCAGCCAGUGUUUUUAAAAUACAGGCGGGGAAGACCUUGGAAGACCUUUUCUUACCAUGGGCACGUGUUGGUCACGCUCCACGUCCAAUUUUUAUGCUCUGAUUGGUCAAAAUUUGACAGGAGAGUUCAUGCGUAAAAUUUAUGCAGCAUCUUGAAAGUUGUUUACUUUGACAGCUGAAGCUGACAGAGUUUUGAGUCAACUUGUGAUGUUUUUAACUGUCUUUUCCACUGGAUGUGCAAAAUGAAAUACAGCUGCUAUCAAGAGUGUUCUCUUAUUCAUGGCUGGUUUGUUUAUUGGGUUUUUGGUUGAAAAAUGCGUCGCUUGUCAAAGCCGAUAAUCCGAUUUCGGAUGGCAUCGUUUUUGUUUUUCACCUUGCUGGAUGCGUACGAGUAUUAUAAAGGCUCAAGCGAUCCUUGCCUUACUUGAUAGCUUUCAGGAGCUGCAUCUCGAAAUAUGGUAAGCCUGAGUAAUUAUUUUAUUUAAAUAUAAUUUCAUGAAGUCCAGCGGCGCAGUUUAUGAAGCUAGUUUAUGCACGUUUGUAUUAAGAUUUGACUGAGACACUGAUCUGACCUCGUAUGAGGUUUGAUAUAAGCUUAAGCUUACAGAACUUUAAAAAGACUCUAGUCGAUAUUAAUUCACCUUAAAUAGAAAGAAAAAACUUUCCGAAGAAUAUUUAGUUAUAAUUUUGGCUGUAGAAAGAAAGCUUUGAACGAUUUUCUUUUCGUGAGUUCAUCUUUGAAAACAGCCAACACCGGGAAACCGGCGGCUUAAAACAUAAACUUUAAGCUUACUAGUAAAGACUUGAGGAUUCUUAGACACACUUAAAUACUCAUUUGUUUUCGUGAAUGAAAAUUGUUGUCUCUGUAAAUGUUCUAUGGAAUUAUUUUUCUUUAUUGAUUUUUGGUAGUCUCAAAAGUGUAAUUUUCAUCGCUUUGCCGUUUGUUUUCAUGCGUUCAUAAACAUCGCUCGCAGGAGUACUCAAAAUGCCAAGCGUAUCAAACGCUUUUAAGAUUACACAUCGUUAUAAAACCGUUAAUAAAAAUAGACUCAGUAAAUUCUUUAUCACGUUGAAGCGUAACUCUUGUAAAAUUUCUUCGCAAAUUUGGUGCUUGUCAAAAGUUAGAACCGGCUGGCCGUAUAGGUGAUUUUGGAAAUUUUUUGAACGGUUUCGCUAAUUAAAAGUCCACGCUUGCCUCUAUGGUCCUGAAUAUUGAAUGAAUGCAAUUUGUCUUGAAAAAUUGUGAAAUACUGUAUUUUGUACGACGUCUGUAUGAUAAAAACAGCGCCUCAUAGUACUCUUUCUUCUCAGAUGUGGUGUAUAAAAAAAAUAAAAGAUUGGUUUGCACGCAACCAGAUUUAUUGGCAAGAAUUUGUAAACUUGUCGAACGCAAAAAAUUCGGUCUGAUUUGUUUUCAAAGAAUUUGUUUUGCACGCCUUAUCUACUGUGAUCAAGAGCCAUCAUUGCUCUUAAAUGUGACCGAAGACUAUUUUUUGGGUGUACAUAUAAGGCUAUAUCAACGCGAUACAAAAUUUGUGUCACUCCAAAAUCACUUAGCUUUUCCCUCAAAAGUCACAUGAAUGUGCUCUUACUUUAACUGAUUUGUGGAAUACAAAAUUAUUGUUUGAUUUAAGUUAUAAAUUUAUGAAUGGGAGCUUCGCUUUUAGCUGUGGCUAAAUAUAUAUAUUACCGGGGCCACCUAGACAAAGUGGACCGGUGACAAGAAAAUAACAAUACAUUCCGACAAAGUGAGUUGUCAAUCAUAAUUACCAUGGAAAGACAUCAACAACAUAGAUCGAAAUCAAUUACAACCUACGGACGUGACUUUUACAACCCUUUGAAGAAGGCCUUUUUUCCUGAGAGGUCUCUUAGAGCGAAACGUUACAGUCAUAUUUUUGAGUUGAGGUUGCAUGUUCAUUGCAAAGUGCGGCAAUGUUAGCGAAGAAGUUGCUGCUGGUAGAUGACAAAAUAACAGCUUGUUUGAAACAAAUAUGUUUCCUGGGUGUAAAGUUGUAAAGUUUCGAAUAGAAAAAUAUUGAGUGGGGAACACUUUGCUUUCUUGAAAAAUGUUUGAUAUCAAUAUUUAAAUUUUGUGCUUCGCCAGUUACUUAUUGUCUUUUUACGAACUGCUGAUUUGCCUACAACCAACUUUCUGAGAAUGUAUUGAUAUUUUUUUGUAAUCCCUUUGGUCAACGUUGUCUAGGUGGCUCCGGUUAUAGUAGUAGUACUGUAAUAGUCUUUCAAAAUGUCAAAAUGUACAGUUCGAGUUUCGACAAGAUUUACGUUAUUAUUGUUUGCUGUGAGGACAUCUACGUUCGUUACUGCAUUCAAAAAAGUAACAAUGAUCAUGUCCAAAAUUUGCCAUUUUCGUCUUUAAGAUGAAAAGUUCUUCAGUUUCUGUUGUCUAGAAUAAACAAACUGGACUGCGAUUUCUUGCACUGCCAAUUUUUUUUUUUAACUUGUUUGCCCUCCUGAGAAACUGCUUGACAUCUCAAGAUGACGGGUAUCGUAAAUAAGGACUAUUGCAGUCUGCUGUUGAUACGUGCUCGAUUAUCAGUCGCUGUUCGGGAAAUGAGCCUGCGCUCCUCCCCGUAGAAGACCGCUCUCGGGGAGGACCGAGAAAUUAAACCCAACGUUUGAUAAAAAACAGUAAAGAAUAGCGAUGCCCGCUAACCACUGGCUUGUUUGACAGAAAAUAGGAGAAGCUUGGGGGCUCGCACUUACCGUAAGCCAUAACUGAUCUUAACUUUACUUCACUGUUUAGUUAUUUAAAACAAGUAACUAUUGCCUCGAAGUAACUAUUACCUCUCCUCUGAUCCACGGACAAGCAAACAAUUGCCCUCGACUUCAACGCGCCCAUAGGCAUACAAAUGCCCUUGCCUGGUCUCUUUAUGGCCUUUCACCAGGCCUUCUCGGUCAAUUCACUUUGGUGACCCGAAACACAUUGGCCGAGCGGAAUAACGAGGCCUGGGGUCAAGGCAAAAAAGGCCAGUCAUUAACCUAUGAGCAAGCUCUCUCGGCAAUCUCUGAGCUUUGCUCUCAAGCCCGAAAUUCAUUGAAAUAGAGAAGCAGCCAGAUAUUAAUCCCGUAUCCCGUCCAGGAAUACUGCGUGUUCCCGAAUCCCGCAGUGUACUCCUGUUGUUGGUGAAUUUUUAAACUCUUUGUUCAGCAUGAAUAGUGCUUGUGGAUUUGGAUAAUCUAGAUUAUUCUCUCUUGAUUCGUUUCAUGUUUUUGUCUUUCUUGUCGUAUUUCAGGCAACUGCAUCAGGUCAACAAUAUUCGGACGAAGCAAAAUUUAAGCCUUUCUACUAUUGGAGUUAUACUAUUUUCCAGAACAAGUGGUUCAACACAAAGUACUUGAGCUGUGAUAGCACUGGCAACAUGACAUUGGUGGACAUGGCCGAACUAGAUUAUCCAGAUCCACAAGCUCUGUUCAUUCUGAACAAAGUUUAAAAAUUUACCAACAGCGGUAGUCCAGUGAACAACUUGACCCAAGAGCUUUUGUAACCCAUUAAAUGGUAUGUUAGUCGCCACUUUAAGACCAACAAAUUUCAGAUAUAGUUUU
Messenger RNA from Porites lobata, 9401 nucleotides. The record is from the annotation of a GenBank genome assembly. Lineage: Eukaryota; Metazoa; Cnidaria; Anthozoa; Scleractinia; Poritidae.